GCUGGUCCCGUCAUUCCGGAAGUCCACGUCAUCUCACGGUGUUAGAGUUAUCGAGAGAAGCCAGAGUGAGACCGAACAGCUCCGGUUCUGCUCCGGUCUGGAGUUCAAACUGUAUAAAACAAACACGUCUUCUUUAUUUGAGUAACGGAAUGGCGGACGACGCCACCCGCAGGGCCGUGUCGCAGAUCCCCCUGCUGAAGACGCACGCGGGGCCGCGGGACCGGGCGCUGUGGCCGCAGCGGCUGAAGGAGGAGUACCAGGCGCUGAUCCAGUUCGUGGAGCAGAAUAAAGAGGCCGACAACGACUGGUUUCGCCUUGAGUCCAAUGCGGACGGCACGCGCUGGACCGGUACGUGUUGGUUCAUCCACGAGCUGCUGCGCUACGAGUUCCGGCUGGAGUUCGACAUCCCGGUGACGUACCCGGACACCGCGCCAGAGGUGGCGAUCCCGGAGCUGGACGGGAAGACCGCCAAGAUGUACCGGGGAGGGAAGAUUUGCCUAACCGAUCACUUCGCGCCGCUCUGGGCCCGGAAUGCGCCGCGCUUCGGCCUCGCGCACCUCAUGGCUCUGGGACUGGGCCCCUGGCUCGCGGUGGAGGUGCCCGACCUGAUCAGCAAGGGGCUCGUGGUCCACAAGGAGGGUCAGCGUGAGGCUGUGGAGUGACGGGUCCGUCCAAAAGUUUAACAACUGACAAAGAAAGAACUGAGACUGUUAAAAUAUGUUCCGAAUAUAAACUGUGUGUAAAUAAAUGAGUGUUUAUGAACAUUUUUGAACUGUAAUGAUUAAAGCUGGACAUUCUGCUGUUAUUAUAA
Labrus mixtus (cuckoo wrasse) is the source of this 811-nucleotide messenger RNA. RefSeq names its product ubiquitin-fold modifier conjugating enzyme 1 (gene ufc1). Lineage: Eukaryota; Metazoa; Chordata; Actinopteri; Labriformes; Labridae. Bases 150 to 662 code for a protein of 170 amino acids. The transcript has a single exon. Gene Ontology annotation, biological process: protein K69-linked ufmylation. The record is from RefSeq and is a predicted model, not a curated record. Gene Ontology annotation, cellular component: cytoplasm. Gene Ontology annotation, molecular function: UFM1 conjugating enzyme activity.